Molecule: messenger RNA, 564 nt
Organism: Penicillium riverlandense
Lineage: Eukaryota; Fungi; Ascomycota; Eurotiomycetes; Eurotiales; Aspergillaceae
Exons: 2
Coding region: 1-564 (187 amino acids)
Source: RefSeq, a predicted model, not a curated record
AUGUGGUUUGGCGAAUAUGCCCCGAACGAAAGACUAACCGCCGAGGACUCACAGUCCGUCAAGGUACCUCAUCCUUCAACGGUGAUGCCAGGUCAACCAGGGGAAACAGAAGAGUCAACCACUGAUAUCAAGAACCAGGGCGAGGAGAUACCCGUCAGGAAGGCUGCCGACAAGCCACAAGUUUCAGCCAGUCAAGUGCACACCCAGACAAAGUAUCGAAUGAUCGCCCCGCGACCCAACACGGAGACCUACACCACCCUAACCCCCAAAGAGCUCCACAGGCAGCGCCUGGUAGCAACCCGCAACGAGAUCACCUCGAAACUCGUCGCGAAGUACGACUACUGCCUCGAAUUUGGACGCCGAAUCACGGAGCUGCGGCGACUGUUCGAUACCCUUUGUGAGACUAUCAGCACUGAACAUGCUACCUAUCGCCGCGAGUGGGCCGACGACCUGCAAGAGCAGUUGGACAAGAUGAGACGGUGUGUUGCGCAAGAUCAUGCCGAGCUGAAUGCGCUAAGGGCGAGGCAUCGUGAGGUUACGCUGGAGUUGGAAGGCUUGCCUUGA